This is a messenger RNA of Microplitis mediator, 1225 nucleotides long. RefSeq names its product probable cardiolipin synthase (CMP-forming) (gene CLS). Gene Ontology annotation, biological process: cardiolipin biosynthetic process. The transcript has 4 exons. Lineage: Eukaryota; Metazoa; Arthropoda; Insecta; Hymenoptera; Braconidae. The coding region runs from base 303 to 1175 and encodes 290 amino acids. Gene Ontology annotation, cellular component: membrane; mitochondrion. The record is from RefSeq and is a predicted model, not a curated record. Gene Ontology annotation, molecular function: cardiolipin synthase activity.
UUCUCUCUCUGGAACGAGUUUACAUUUACAGACAUAAACAUACACAACAAUGAUUAAAACAUGCCUCCAACUGCGUGCUUGGAUAACUAUGAGAAAAUAAAUUUUUAUAAAAUUUACGAAAAUUCUACUUAUCUAGAAUAUAUAUUGUAAUUAUAUUUUUUAUUAAAAUAGUGAUCAGAAAAAAUUUUAUACAUUUACUUCCAUAAAUAGAACUCGAUAAACUGUUAAUUUAAAAAUUAUAACCUUACUGAAAAAAAACCAAAACAUUUAACUGCUCAUACAAUAAAAAAAAAGUGAUAACAAUGAGAAACAUAAAUAUGACCUACAUGAUGUUGUUACGAUUGAGACCCUACAGAAUAGUUAAAUUGUACAACUGGAACAAAUGUCUGCACAAUUUAAACAACCGGUUAUACUGCAAUGCUGAUAAGAAAUUGAAUGAUUACCAGUUAGCGAAAUUGAACAGAAAAGCGAAAAGAAAAGCCUUCAGAAUGCAGUUAGCACAAAAUAUCCGGGCUACGAGAGCUAAAAUGGAGGAAAUAAUUGAGAGAGAAAAUAUUUGGACGAUUCCUAAUUUUCUUUGCAUCGGCAGAAUCAUGACAACACCAUAUAUAAGUUAUUUAAUAGUGUGCUCACAUAAUUACCAUGCAGCGUUAUGGCUUCUAGGAUUUGCUGGAUUUACUGAUUUAGUUGAUGGAUGGGUUGCUAGAACUUGGAUUUCUCAAGCGUCCAAGUUAGGCAGUUUUUUGGACCCGAUGGCUGAUAAAUUACUUGUAGGAACACUAUUUUUAUCAUUGACAUGGGUUGAAUUAAUACCAUUACCUUUGACGUGUCUUGUUAUAAUGCGUGAUGUUAUGCUGAUUGGUGCUGCAUCAUAUAUACGAUAUAGAUCGUUGCCCGCACCAAAAACUUUAGCAAGAUAUUUCGACCCUAGUCACGCUACAGUUCAACUGGCGCCUACAUUUAUAAGUAAAUUAAAUACUGCCGUUCAAUUAUCACUAGUUGGUGGUACUCUAGCAGCGCCAGUAUUUCAUUUUAUAGAUCAUCCUAUUUUACAAGGAUUAUGUUAUUUAACAGCAAUAACGACAGUAGCUGGUGGCAUCAGUUAUUUGAUGUCCAAAAAUACGUAUAAAUUACUAUCGAAAAAAUCAUUUAAUAACGGAUCCUCGUCAUCGUAAUAAUAAAGUAGUUCGUUGUUGUUGUUUUUGUUGUUGUAUAUUUUUGAUAA